GACCACAUCAGACGGCUGAGACUCCAGCAGGGACACAUCAGACCAGUCCUCCAGAGUCCUGAAUCUACCUGGAACGUCUAAACCCGGUCCUCCAAGCUCUGGUCCCCCUGAUCCCAGUCCCUCUGGUUCUGGUUCUCCCUCUGGUCCUGGUUCUCCUGGUCCCGGUUCUGGUCCCGGUCCAUCAUGUCUGCGGUGAAGUCCGGUUCUUCUCUGCGUUCUCUGGUUCUGACGCCUCAGCGGACGCCGUCCUUCGUCGUCCCGUCCCGCAGCCCGCUGCUCUUCGCCUCGCCGCGGCUCCACCGGCCCUCGUCGGACUGGACCCGGCUGCUGUCGGACCAGGACCAGGACCAGGAGAGUCCAGCAGCGAGUCCUCCGGCCCGCCGUCUCAGCUCCGAGGCCUCGCCGCGCUUCCUGCUGCGCCUGCCGCGGCUCCGGACUCCUCGCCGCGCCGCCGCCGAGUCCGCCGACACGGACCUGACGACCCGCGCCGCCAUGUCGCUGCCUCACGUGGGGAAGGUGACCACGCCCUACGGCUUCACCGCCGUGCUCGCCGCCAGCCCCUGCACACGCCGCCGGGAGUCCCUGUUUCACCGGAGGAAACCGGUGACAGUGACUGUCAUGGACGCCGACCAGCAGGGUCCAGGUCCUGGUCCUGGUCCUGGUCCUGGUCCCAGCAGGUCCCGGGUCAGCCUGCGGCCAAUCAGAGCCCUCGGUCAGCAGGUGAUGAAAGAGCUGAAGGCUCUAAGCCCCGCCCCCAGGAGGCCCCGCCCCCGUGACGUCCCAUGACCAGAAGACCUUUGACCUCAGAUCAGAUUGUUGUUCUUGUUUAUUUUAACUAAAUUUAAAUAAAAAUGUUUCUUAAUCCA
Molecule: messenger RNA, 866 nt
Organism: Centropristis striata (black sea bass)
Lineage: Eukaryota; Metazoa; Chordata; Actinopteri; Perciformes; Serranidae
Product: C2 calcium-dependent domain-containing protein 4C-like
Exons: 2
Coding region: 184-786 (200 amino acids)
Source: RefSeq, a predicted model, not a curated record